Messenger RNA from Rotaria sp. Silwood2, 1392 nucleotides. The record is from the annotation of a GenBank genome assembly. NCBI's taxonomy places the organism in Eukaryota, Metazoa, Rotifera, Eurotatoria, Philodinida, Philodinidae.
AUGCCUUCUGUUACUGAUUUACAACAACAACAACAACAACAACAAACAUCAUCAAAUAUUCAUGGAAAAUCUACACCACCACCAACACAAUCAGCAACAUCAAUGGAUCCAAAUAAUGCUGAUCCAUUAACACAAGCUAUGCUUGUUUUAGAAAAAAAACAACGAAAUCUAGGAAAACGAAAAGAGAAAUUGGAAAGUUAUCAAAAGGAAGCAAAAGAUGGUAAAGAAUUAAAUAAAGAUCAAAAAGAUGCAUUGGCAAAAUAUCCUGAAGUUCUUGGCCAAAUUGAAUGUGUUAAGGAGCUUAGUGAACAAUUUAAAAAAAUUCAAACGGAGUCAUCAAGAAAUCAAAAACGUCUUUCAAAACAAGCAGCUGAAGAAAAACGUUUAUUAGUCUCGGAACGUUUGCGUGAAUAUGCAAAAAUUCGAUAUUUGUUUGAUCAUCGACCAUCCUCAUUAAAACCAGAAGAAUCAUCAUUAUUAGAUGAAUUAUCUUCUAGUAUAAUCCCAUCAGAUAAUUCAUUAAAUUCAAUAACUCGUUCAGUUGAUACUGUUUUAUCAAUUUAUCAAGCUGGUCCAUCAUCAACAAUAAAACCUCUUACAGGAAAAAAUCCACAAGAAGUACGAGAAAUCCUUGAAGAAUUAAUAAAAAAUCUUGAUAAUCAAACAAAUUCUGUUUCAUCUUGUGUACCUAUUAAAGAAGAAGAACAAAUUAAACAAAUAAACGAAACAGAUGAUAUUCAAUCAUCUAAUAAAAAUAUAAAUGAAUAUCCAUUGCAAUUUGAUACAAGAAAUCAAAAUAUUCCACUUGAACAAAUUAUACAAGAUAGUCCUUUCUUUCCUAUUGAUUUAAAUAAUCAACAAAUACAAGACAAUAACCGAGAUCAAUCGCCUGAUCCAAAUCAAUAUUUACAAACAUUUACUGUUGUUAAUUCAAAUAUUAAUGAUCAAUCGUCAUCAUCAAUCAUAAAUCAACAAGAAGAAGAAUCAACAAAUGUUGUUACUUCAAAUGAUGAACAGCAUCAAUCAGAUGAACAAUGGCAACAUCAAGGAAGCAAUGAAACUACGCAAAGAAUGGGACAAUUUCAUAAUGAAACUGGAAACAAAAAUUAUCAUCGUGGUGGACCGAAUCAUUUUAGUCAACAAUGGAGAGGACCACGUGGUGUUCGAUAUGAUAAUUCUCAUGGUAGUGGCCAACGACAAUAUAAUGAAAAUAAUCGAGCUAGAAAUGGAUCUAAUCAAUAUUAUCGUGGUAAUCGUGGAGGAGGUAAUUAUCGUCCUGGUAACCGUGGUUAUCAUAAUAAUACUAAUGAAUAUCAAAAACCUACUCAAUAUCAAACAAAUAAUGAUCAACAUCAACAAACUCGUUCGGCUCCACCAUCUCAACAACAAUAA